This is a messenger RNA of Panicum virgatum (switchgrass), 2244 nucleotides long. Its product is annotated as monocopper oxidase-like protein SKU5. NCBI's taxonomy places the organism in Eukaryota, Viridiplantae, Streptophyta, Magnoliopsida, Poales, Poaceae. Gene Ontology annotation, molecular function: copper ion binding; oxidoreductase activity. The record is from RefSeq and is a predicted model, not a curated record. The coding region runs from base 144 to 1940 and encodes 598 amino acids. The transcript has 7 exons.
CACCACUGCCGGUCUGCCCCAGCUGCAAGUGAAUCCGCUUGGCAUCUCGCCUCGCUUUCCCCGCCACUUUCUUAUCCCCCCGUCGUCCUCGCCCUCUCGUCUCCCACUCGGCCAUUCCCAGGGCGAGAGCCAAGAGCCUGGCGAUGCGGCGGCUUCUCGCGCUGGCGGCGGCCCUGCUGGCGCUGCGGCCGGCGCUGGCCACCGACCCCUACGCCUUCUUCGACUGGGACGUCUCCUACGUCACCGCGGCGCCGCUCGGCGUCAAGCAGCAGGUGAUAGGCAUCAACGGCAAGUUCCCGGGCCCCGUCGUGAACAUCACCACCAACUGGAACGUCGUCGUCAACGUGCUCAACGACCUCGACGAGCCGCUUCUCAUCACCUGGAACGGGAUCCAGCACCGGAAGAACUGCUGGCAGGACGGGGUGCUGGGCACCAACUGCCCCAUCCCGUCCGGCUGGAACUGGACCUACGAGUUCCAGGUCAAGGACCAGAUCGGCAGCUUCUUCUACUUCCCCUCCACCAGCCUGCAGCGCGCCGCCGGCGGCUACGGCGGCAUCGUCGUCAACAACCGCGACGUCAUCGCCGUGCCCUUCGGCCGCCCCGACGGCGACAUCACCAUCCUCAUCGGCGACUGGUACAACAAGAACCACACGGAUCUGAGGAAGAUGCUGGACAAAGGGAAGGACCUGGGGAUGCCGGACGGCGUGCUAAUAAACGGCAAGGGCCCGUACCGGUACAACGACAGCCUUGUGCCGGCCGGCAUCGAGUACGAGACCUUCAAUGUGCAUCCGGGCAGGACGUACCGCAUCCGGGUGCACAACGUGGGCACGUCGACGAGCCUCAACUUCCGGAUCCAGGGCCACAACAUGCUGCUGGUGGAGACGGAGGGCUCCUACACCACGCAGCAGAACUACACCAACCUGGACGUCCACGUCGGCCAGUCCUACUCCUUCCUCGUCGCCACGGACCAGAACGCCAGCUCCGACUACUACGUCGUGGCCAGCGCCCGGCAGGUGAACGAGUCCCUCUGGCGCCGCGUCACCGGCGUCGCCGUGCUCCGCUACUCCAACUCCCGGGGCCCCGCCGCCGGCCCGCUGCCGGACCCGCCCCAGGACCGGGACGACCGGAGCUUCUCCAUGAACCAGGCGCGGUCCGUCCGGUGGAACCUCAGCGCCGGCGCGGCGCGGCCCAACCCGCAGGGCUCGUUCCGGUACUCGUCCAUCAACGUGACGCAGGCGUACCUGCUGCGGGGCACGGCGGCGGCGCCGGCGCGGAGCGGCGGGCGGCGGCGCGCGGCGCUGAACGGGCUCUCCUUCGCGCCGCCGGAGACGCCGCUGCGGCUGGCGGACGCGUUCGGGGUGGAGGGCGUGUACACGCUCGACUUCCCGGAGCGGCCGCCGGCGCGAGGCGGCGCGCCCCGGCUCGCGCGGUCCGUCAUCAACGGCACCUACCGCGGGUUCAUGGAGCUCAUCUUCCAGAACAACGACACCAGGAUGCAGAGCUACCACAUGGACGGAUACGCCUUCUUUGUCGUCGGGAUGGACUACGGCGAGUGGACGGAGGACAGCCGGGGCACCUACAACAAGGGCGACGGCGUGGCGCGGAGCACGAUCCAGGUGUACCCGGGCGCGUGGGCGGCGGUGCUGGUGUCGCUGGACAACGCCGGCGUCUGGAACGUGCGGUCCGAGAACCUGGACUCGUGGUACCUGGGGCAGGAGGUCUACGUCAGGGUCGUCAACCCGGAGGACGCCGGCAACAAGACGGAGAUGGCCAUCCCCGGCAACGCCCUCUUCUGCGGCCAGCUCCACAAGUACCAGAAGGAGCAAACUCCGCAUCACAGGAUGGGGGUGUCUGCCGCGGCGCCGCGCUCGCCGUCCGUGGCGCGCCGGCUGGUGUCGGCGGCGCUGCUCCUGGCCGGGUCCGUCGUGCUCGCACCGUAGCGCGUUACUUCUGCGGCGAGGUGGCUCCGUGUAUUAUGUAGGUUUGUCUAGGAUCAGAGGUCUAGGCCGUGCCAUUAUUUUCCCUGUCGAUAAAGAGAAUUUGCUCGUGUUGUUAAUUUUCAAAAAGAAAAAGAAAAAAGAAUUUGCUCGGGUUGCCCAGUGCUGGGCUGGGCCCGAUUGAUCGCCCGUGGUUCAGCUUUUCCUCGAUUUGGGUCCUGUUAGGAAGGGUCGCAUUGUUUCGCUAUGAUUUGUUCAUUCGUUUGUCUGUUGACCAGGAUAAAAAAAAUCUGGUAGCAUCUCGUAA